This is a messenger RNA of Camellia sinensis, 1116 nucleotides long. Lineage: Eukaryota; Viridiplantae; Streptophyta; Magnoliopsida; Ericales; Theaceae. The record is from RefSeq and is a predicted model, not a curated record.
AUGAGUUGGAUGAAGGAAUGUGUUGCAUCUGCUAGAGUUUCUGUGUUGGUUAAUGGGUCUCCAACACCAGAGUUUUGUCCACAGAGGGGUCUUCGACAGAGAGAUCCAUUGUCACCAUUUAUGUUCAUCAUUGUGGCUGAAGCACUCAACAUUUUACUGGCUAGAGCUAAAAGUUUGGGUCUGAUCAGAGGGGCAUUUGUUGGCUCCAGUGGUCUUAGGAUCACUCAUUUACAAUUUGCAGAUGACACUAUUAUGUUUUAUGAAGCUGAUUGGAGGGAAAUUAUUAAUAUAAAAAGAAUCCUCAGGUUUGGAGCAGAAGAUAAUUCCCUCUGGAAGGAUGUAAUAUGUAGAAAGUACAUGGAGCUAGCUUGGAAUUGGUUUCUAUCCAAUGAGAGGGUUAGCAGGAUGUCCAAGAUUUGGGGUGAUAUAGUUAACACCGUGGCUACUAGGGCAGAGUUUCUUCAAUUUUUUAAGAGUAAUGUUGUUGUCAAGAUUGGGGAUGGUAGAAGAACUAGAUUUUGGACUGACUGUUGGUUAGAUGGUGUAUGCCUCAAAGAUGAGUUUCCUAGACUUUACUCUCUUUCAGUUGACAAAGUAGGGUCUGUGUUUAUGUUUCAUAACUGUAGAGAUAAGUCUGGAAAUUGGAUCUUUAAUUUUAGGAGACCCUUUUUUGCUUGGAAGGAAGAGGAGAUGAGUAGAUUGAUUGUGCAUCUCAGCAGUUCUCUAGUGCUUAGCGUAAAUGUUGCUAACUGUUUGUGUUGGAGAGCAGAUCUAUCUGGUAUCUUUAGUGUUUCAUCUGUCUAUAAUUGGUUUGAAUUGGGUUUUGGUCCUACCUGCAUGAUCUCUAGAUCUUUGGGGAAGGCUUUCUUUGGAUGGUUGGUUUGGAGGGGUAGAAUAAAGACAACUAGUUUAUUAAGAAGGAUUGGUAUCCUAAAUGUUAAUGUUGAUGCUAAUUUUGAAGUUUUAUGUGAUACCAUUAAGGUACGAAUUGCCUUGUGGGUGAAGUCCUCAGAUGCUUCUCUGGCUUAUUCUGUCAAUGAUCUAGUUCAUAAUCUGCAACAUUUCUUUGUUGUUAAUUCUGGCUUGACUAGCAUUUCUGGUGUCAUAAUCUGUUAA